This is a messenger RNA of Xenopus laevis (African clawed frog), 1189 nucleotides long. It is a transcript of the gene b2m.L, whose product is annotated as beta-2-microglobulin-like. The coding region runs from base 88 to 444 and encodes 118 amino acids. Lineage: Eukaryota; Metazoa; Chordata; Amphibia; Anura; Pipidae. The record is from RefSeq and is a predicted model, not a curated record. The transcript has 4 exons.
UGGUUGGCUGCAGUAUGUGGAUAGGCGCCUACAGCGAGUGGCACAAAGCAGAGCAGACAGAGUUGUGAGAAGGAGCUGAGAGACAACAUGAAGAUUGUGCUGGUCCUGCUGAGCCUGGGGCUCUCCCUGGCACUUACAUGGGCAGAGAGUAACAUCAGUCCCCCGGUGGUCAAGGUUUACACUGCGGAACCAGUGGACUUUGGUAAAACUAAUGAGGUGAUUUGUUACGUGUACAACUAUCACCCUCCUCGUCUGGAGAUGAGACUGGAGAAGAACGGAGUAGAGAUCCCCGACUGCAAACAGACCGACCCCUCAUUCCAACACAACUGGAAAUAUUACACCAUGAAGAGUACCCACGUGCACAUCGACAAGGGGGAUAAAGUGGAAUGUGUGGUCUCCCACAAUGGGAACCCCUCCAAGAAGUACAGACUGGACAUUUUCUGAGCCGCAGACUAAAAGGCUGCAGCUGAAGAGGGGGAUAUUAAUUCCAAACCAAAACCCCACUUCCCUUUCCUCUGCCUCCCAUAAUGAUAUAUAUUGCCACUGGGGGGGGGGUAACCCUUACAGGAUCAGGGCGGAGUGUAAAGGGAAUCUGCCCCGCCCCUAGAUUUUGGCAUCAAAUAUAACAGGUUCACUUUCCACUCUGCACCCCUUAGACCAGACUCAGUAUAGAAACAGAGGUUUGCCCUCUUCCCCUUGCAAUCUCUGUGUUAUUUACACAUACUCCAGGGUUCUUGUGUGUUACCCUCUGUAAUUACCCCUGGGGCAGUUUAUUCAGAACAAUCUAUAGAUGUGCUUUUUAAUUUUAUAUAACUGCAGAUAACUAGGCUAUAAUGACCGCUUAUUGAUUGGCAUGAGUGCACAGUGCUGCCCCCUAGUGGUGUAGCCACGCCCACCCACUUUCAUCCAAUCACUGAUCUCUAUACAUACAGUAGGGUUUAAUCUUUCACAGCUUAAAUGCCAUUAGAGCAGGGAUAUCCCAGCAUGCAUUGCUUUCUAGAGCCAGAGAUGCAGGGGGUUGUAGUCCAACAAGAGCCACUUGUCAGCGGCAGCAGCAAGUUCAUCCCUGUUUAUAACAAUGGCUUCUAAUAAAAGAACUGAGCCUUUCCUUUUUCUGAUUGGUGUGUGUGUGCUCUUAUUGGGUGUUUAUUUACAAUUGUAAUUGAAUAAAUUAUCUUCUAAACUUUCA